Messenger RNA from Tripterygium wilfordii, 654 nucleotides. RefSeq lists its product as uncharacterized. Bases 1 to 654 code for a protein of 217 amino acids. The record is from RefSeq and is a predicted model, not a curated record. NCBI's taxonomy places the organism in Eukaryota, Viridiplantae, Streptophyta, Magnoliopsida, Celastrales, Celastraceae. The transcript has 5 exons.
AUGGCAUAUGAGUACUAUGUGCUUGCGAAGAAAACUAGGGUGAAUUUUGGCACUGUAGUUCACCAAAUUGAAGGCACGUUCAUAGUGAUGUAUGGGGACCUUCCAAGGUUCUAUCAUUGGGUAUAUUUCAUGAGGCAAAAGAGUGAAGUUCUAGAUGUCUUCCUUAAGUGGAAGAAGUUGGUUGAGACUCAGACUGAGAGGAAGAUUAAAAGGAAGACCAAACUUGAUCCUAUAGCCAUGAAGACAUGUUUUAUGGUCUUUAUGGAUGGUGUUGAGGGAUUUCGUUUGUGGUGUCUAGAGUCUAAGAAGACUGUGUUGAGCAGAGAUGUGACAUUUGAUAACAUAAAAUCUACCUCCUUUAAUGCUGCUACUAGUGCUGGUGUUCAUGCUGCUAAUGUACAUUCUAUAUCUUUUAAACACUUUCUAGCUGCAACUGAAUCAAGUUGUGAACCUAAGAAUUUUACAGAAGCAUCUAAGUCACCACAUUGGUGUGAAGCUAUGAAAAAUGAGAUUAAUGCGUUGGAUGAGAACAAUACUUGGUCUAUGGUAAAACUGCCUAAGGAUAGAAAGGCCAUAGGAUCCAAAUGGAUUUACAAAAUAAAAUAUAACCCCGAUGGGACUAUUGAGAGAUAUAAAGCUAGACUUGUGGCAUAA